GUCAAAAUGGAAAUGUCAAAAAGACUAUCGCUUUACUGUUUGUUUUCUUGAUGUUCUGUAAUUUUGUAAUUCUGUAAUUUUGCGGUAAAAAAUUAUUUAAAUUCUGGAAAUACGAAUUCGACGACGGAAAGCGUUCAUUGGUUUCGAGUCGAUGAAAGCAUCUAACUGGAAAUCAAUCAGAUGAGCUAAUGCUGUGAACUUCUACAACCAUGGACAGUGACAAUGAUAAUGAUAAUGAGACCGAAAAUGAAGUCGAUCUUACUGGAUUCUUAUUCGGGAACAUUGAUUCCGACGGACAUCUGGUCGAUGAUAUAUUUGACAACGAAUCCAAGAAACAUCUAAGUUCACUUGCAAGAUUCGGCUUAAACUCAAUGAUAAGCGAGGUUAUACGAGAGGACGAACAUUCGAACUCAUCAACCAAUUGUGACGAUUCAUCCAAAUCGAAUCAUUCAGAUGACGAUUUUGAUAGAAAGUCCGAUAAUGCGGUUGACUAUUCGGAUAUAAAUGAAUUAGCUGAAGACUUACAAGUUUUGAUGCAAGAGGCUGUCGAAAAGUCAAGAGCAGACGAUACCAAUUACGAUGAUAUCGAGGAUUCUAUCCCUGUUAAUAAGGUAUCCAACGAUACAAAGUACUCUGACCAAAAUUCACAUCACGAUGGCAAUGCGGAUGACUUUUCUUCGUCACACAAUCCAUCCGAUGAUAAAGAUUUGAUGCCACCUCCGAGCUUGCCAUUAAAGUCACAAUUAAGUCAAGACUCCACACGAUCCGAUAGUUGUGAUGAGGACAGCAAAUCUGACACAAAACCAGCGGAGAAAAAAUUGGACACACCAUUGGCUGCAAUGCUUCCAUCAAAAUAUGCAAAUGUUGACGUCCGAGAAUUGUUUCCCGAUUUUCGACCCGAUAAAGUGUUACGCUUCUCUCGUUUGUUUGGGCCUGGUAAACCGUCAAGCCUGCCGCAAAUAUGGCGAAGUGUUCGAAAGCGGCGUCAUCGUCGGAAACAAUCGCGAGAUGGAACCGUUAGGCAUCGAGAUGGUUCGGAUUCUACUAGCGAAUCGGAUGAGAAAACCGAAAAACGAUCCAAGGGUUUCAACUUGGUGUACGGUCCGGAACCAACAAAAGAUCAGUUAACAUCUGACGAUGAGGAUAAACUGCUGCGGGAAGUGUCCGACGAUGCGAAGGAGAAAACCCCCGAAAACAACGAAUCGGGUGAUCAGAAACCAAAAAUUGCUGAUUGGCGAUUCGGACCGGCCCAGGUUUGGUACGAUAUGCUUGAAGUUCCCGAAUCUGGUGACGGAUUCAAUUACGGGUUCAAGUUGCGCGACAAAUCGGAAAAGGAAGAGGAGCCAGAAAUUAAAGGCGAUCCAAUUCCUGAAGACGCCUAUUUAAUGGUCUCGCAAUUACACUGGGAAGAUGAAGUUGUGUGGGAUGGUAAUGACAUCAAGCACAAAGUGAUGCAAAAAUUGAAUUCGAAAACAAAUGCAGCUGGAUGGCUGCCAAGUUCUGGCUCACGUACAGCUGGCGCUUUCAGUCAACCAGGUAAAGGAAUGCCGAAUACACCUAUUGCAUCCGGAGCCAAGCUAUCAUUACCUAAUCCACCAAUAACAGGGAAAAUCAAUAAAACUCAAUUGAUGCUACAGAAGCAAGACGAAACAGAUGACACUUGGUACAGUAUUUUCCCGGUAGAAAAUGAAGAACUUGUGUACAGUAAAUGGGAAGAUGAAGUUAUUUGGGAUGCUGAAUCAAUGGUUAAAAUACCUCGACCGAAAGUGCUGACACUAGAUCCCAAUGAUGAAAACAUAAUAUUGGGCAUUCCUGAUGAUAUUGAUCCGUCCAAAGUCAUUAAAAAUACCAGACCACCUCCAAAGGUUAAAAUACCUCAUCCGCACGUUAAAAAGUCGAAAAUUUUAUUGGGGAAAGCUGGUGUCAUCAACGUGUUGGCAGAAGAUACCCCACCACCACCACCGAAAAGUCCUGACCGAGAUCCAUUUAACAUUUCGAACGAUCUGUUCUACAUGGCAAAGUCCAGCGAAAGUACAAUGCGACUGAAAGUUGGCGGUGGCAAUUUAAUUCAACACUCGACGCCAGUGGUCGAACUUAGAGCACCGUUCAUACCAACACACAUGGGACCAAUGAAAUUACGAGGUUUCCAUCGACCUCCGAUGAAAAAAUAUUCUCAUGGCUCGGUAGCUGGAACGGAAGCUCAUCCGGUGAAUCCACUGCUUAAGCAUAUCAAAAAGAAGGCCAAACAACGAGAGCUUGAACGAAUUGCGUCUGGUGGUGGCGACGUAUUUUUCAUGCGAAAUCCAGACGAUUUGACUGGCAGAGAUGGUGAAAUAAUUCUGGUAGAAUUCUGCGAGGAACAUCCGCCACUCAUGAACCAAGUGGGCAUGUGCUCUAAAAUUAAAAACUACUACAAAAGGAAGGCAUCGAAGGAUUCUGGUCCGCCUGAAUAUCGAUACGGUGAAAUUGCGUACGCACACACUAGUCCGUUUCUGGGAAUAUUGCAACCAGGCCACUGUAUACAAGCGGUCGAGAAUAAUAUGUAUCGAACACCGAUCUACCCUCACAACCCUUCCCCAACUGACUUUUUGCUGAUACGCACACGAAACAGUUACUACAUCCGAGAAGUUGACGCUCUCUUCACAGCUGGUCAAGAAUGUCCGCUGUACGAAGUGCCUGGACCCAAUUCAAAGCGAGCAAAUAACUUUGUGCGAGAUUUCCUGCAAGUGUUCAUUUAUCGUCUUUUUUGGAAAAGUCGUGACGGUCCACGCCGUAUACGUAUGGAUGACAUCAAAAAAGCAUUUCCGGGUCACUCGGAGAGUAGUAUAAGAAAACGAUUGAAACAAUGUGCCGAUUUCAAGCGAACCGGCAUGGAUUCGAAUUGGUGGGUCAUUAAACCGGAAUUUCGAUUGCCAUCAGAAGAAGAAAUCCGAGCGAUGGUCUCACCGGAACAGUGCUGCGCUUAUUUCAGUAUGAUUGCGGCCGAACAAAGACUUAAAGAUGCUGGCUAUGGUGAGAAAUUCAUAUUCGCACCACAGGACGAUGACGAUGAAGAAAUGCAACUGAAAAUGGACGAUGAAGUAAAGGUAGCCCCUUGGAAUACAACUCGAGCGUACAUUCAAGCAAUGCGAGGGAAGUGUUUGCUGCAAUUGACUGGUCCAGCUGAUCCUACAGGUUGUGGAGAAGGUUUUUCGUACGUUCGCAUACCGAAUAAGCCAACACAAACGAAAGAAGAACAGGAGUCUCAACCGAAACGAACUGUAACUGGUACGGAUGCUGAUUUGCGAAGGCUAUCGUUAAAUAAUGCCAAAGCGUUGCUCAGAAAGUUUCAAGUUCCCGAAGAGGAAAUCAAGAAAUUGUCAAGAUGGGAGGUUAUCGAUGUCGUUCGGACAUUGUCCACUGAAAAAGCGAAAGCCGGCGAAGAGGGAAUGGAUAAAUUCUCUCGUGGUAAUCGCUUUUCCAUAGCUGAACAUCAGGAGCGCUACAAGGAGGAAUGUCAACGUAUUUUUGAUUUACAAAAUCGUGUGCUGGCAAGUGCUGAAGUACUUUCAACCGAUGAAGGUGAAUCGACAGCAUCUGAAGAAUCGGAUCUGGAGGAACUGGGAAAAAAUUUGGAAAACAUGCUAGCCAAUAAGAAAACUUCGAUUCAAUUGUCAUUGGAACGUGAGGAACAAGAGCGACAGGAACUGUUAAAGAAAAUAAUGGAAGAAAGAGAAGGAGCUCCAAAGAAUUCAAAGAAGAAGGAAGACGAUGCACAGGCUAUACCAAGCCAUUUGCAACCGGGCAGAAUUUUGAAAAUUACACGAACAUUUAAGAAUAACGAAGGCAAAGAAUACACACGAGUGGAAAUCGUUCGACGACCACAAGUCAUAGACGCGUACGUUAAAAUAAGGAAUACAAAGGAUGAAGCUUUCAUUCGUCAAUUUGCUACCCUUGAUGAGGCUCAAAAAGAGGAAAUGAAGCGCGAGAAACGUCGUAUUCAAGAGCAACUACGUCGAAUUAAACGGAAUCAAGAGAAAACGGUGCAGAGCAAUACCACUAAUUUGCUAACAACGAGUCAUUCGAUGAGUCUGCUCGACCCGCCGGGUACAUCGAAAAGCAGUUCAUCGACUCCUCGCGAGCCUAGUACACCGACUGCUAACAAGGAAAUCAGUCCAUCGAGGAGAAAGAUCAAAUUGAAGCCCGACCUUAAACUGAAAUGUGGCGCUUGUGGUAAUGUUGGUCAUAUGCGAACAAACAAAGCGUGUCCGCUUUAUACUGGAACUAUGCCAACACCAUCGCUUACCGUUGCACUGACCGAAGAGCAAGAAGAAGAGAUUGAAAAAGAACUGAAUGCUGACGAUGAAGAUCUGGUUAACGUCGACGGAACGAAAGUGAAAUUGAGCGGUAAACUGCUGAAACGUCACGAAGAUGUUAAGCGCAGAACGCUACUGCUGAAAGUGCCAAAGGAUGCUGUUGGACGCAAACGACGCCGUGUCGGUUCAGAUAUUCAUUGCGACUACUUGAAGAAGCACAACAAACCGGUCAAUCGUCAACGUACCGAUCCAGUUGUUGUCAUGUCUUCGAUAUUGGAACAAAUUUUGAAUGAAAUGCGAGACAUGCCCGAUGUUCAACCCUUCCUAUUUCCCGUUAAUGCAAAGUUGGUGCCUGAUUACUAUCGAAUCGUACAGCGUCCCAUGGACUUGCAAAGCAUUCGCGAAAAUCUACGACAGCGAAAGUAUCAGAACAGAGAAGAAUUUUUGGCUGAUGUGAAUCAAAUCGUUGAAAAUUCAAAUGUGUACAAUGGUACGAAGAGCUCUUUCACCGUGGCUGCUCAACGAAUGCUACAGAAAUGCGUUGAUCGUUUAGCUGAGAAGGAAGAUCGUUUGAUGCGAUUGGAAAAAGCCAUUAAUCCGCUGUUGGACGAUGACGAUCAAGUGGCUUUGUCGUUUAUAUUCGAGAAAUUAAUCAGCAGCAAAUUGAAGGUGAUGCCGGAGAGUUGGCCGUUCUUAAAGCCUGUUAAUAAGAAACAGGUCAAAGACUACUACACGGUGAUUAGGAGACCAAUGGAUUUGGAGACCAUAACUAAGAAAGUAGCUGCUCAUAAGUACCACACUCGAAACGAGUUCAUUGCUGACAUUGAACUUAUUGCGAACAACUGUGAACAGUACAAUGGAAACGAGUCAAAUUUCACGAAACAGGCUAGGUUAAUGGUCGAUUUCACCAAACAAGCGUUGGAUGAGUUCGGCGACCAUUGUGCACAUUUGGAACGUAAUAUUGCCUUGGUGCAAGAACGAGCCAAAAACGAUGCUGAUCUUGAUGACACAUGGGUCGACGAUGAGCGUGAGCACGAAGACUUACAGCGUCAACUGUCCAGUAGAAACAGCUCCCCGGACAACGAUUUUGUCGAUGUUGAAGGCACCGAGCGACCUCAUUCGUCCGCAUCUGCCUCAUCGCAGAAAUUCGAUGGGCCGUCGGUCAUACCGGCAUUGCCAGAAAUUAAAAGAGGUCGUGGUCGACCGCGUAAAAAUCGUGAUAAUUUGGAAGAAGCUAAAAUGUGGAGCAUGAAACGUGGUCGAGGUCGUCCAAGAAAAGACAGCCUUUAUUCAAAUUUCAGUAAUACACAAAAUUCCUAUUUGGAAGAUUUGCAAUGCUCAACUGACGACGAAGAGUUCGAAGAAGUUGAGGCCACUUUCGAUACCACUGCUGCCGUGCUGGGACAAGGCGAAGCUCUAGCACGAAGCGCUCAGCCGAUCAAUUAUCUACCGGGCGGUCAUGGAGAAGAUGAAAGUCAGCAGGCGGCUGAAGCCAUGGUACAAUUGAGUAGUUCUGGCUUCUACAAUCAACAAGAUGAGUCGUUGGAUGUUGAUCCGAACUACGAUCCGUCGGACUUCUUGAAAUUGCCUGCAAGUCGUCAAGACAACCAUGGUAACCAUCAAGAUAUGGGAAUGGUUAAACAGGAAAUGCAUCAAGAAAUGCAACAAUAUGACAUGCAGCAAGAAGAAAUUCAGCAACACGAAUACGAGCAGCAAGAGUAUCAGCAACAAGACUAUCAACAAAUGGAUGAUGUUAAUAUGGAGGACAUGUAUCAACAGCCCCAACAACAACAGCAACAUUUGCAGUAUCAAUUACCACAAGACUACCAACAACAAAACGAUAUGAUGCAGCAGCAUCAACGACAAGAUUUGAUGCAAAUGACCGAGAAUAUGUUGAAUUUCCACAAUAAUGAUGGGAAUAAUCAGCAACAUCCUCAAGAGGACAUCGGAGUUGGCAUUGAUGAUGAUUUGGCAAUUUCGGACAGUGAUGAGGGUGAAGAGAAUUACGAAAUGCCCAUGAUUACGAAAGAAGAGGAAGUGAUGGAGAAUGAUAAUGAAAAUGAAGACGAUGGAGAUGGAUUAUGGUUCUAAGUAAAUAUUGGAUUUCACACAAAAUGAAAAGUGAAAAAAAAAUUAAAUUUUAGUUUUUCAAGGAAAUGUUUGUUAUCAAAAUACAUCGAGUUUUUCAAAAUAAAGAAAUUAAUUGAAAA
Bradysia coprophila is the source of this 6505-nucleotide messenger RNA. RefSeq names its product TATA-box binding protein associated factor 1 (gene Taf1). The record is from RefSeq and is a predicted model, not a curated record. Gene Ontology annotation, biological process: DNA-templated transcription initiation; transcription by RNA polymerase II; RNA polymerase II preinitiation complex assembly. Lineage: Eukaryota; Metazoa; Arthropoda; Insecta; Diptera; Sciaridae. Gene Ontology annotation, cellular component: transcription factor TFIID complex. Gene Ontology annotation, molecular function: TBP-class protein binding; histone acetyltransferase activity; DNA binding.